Molecule: messenger RNA, 1839 nt
Organism: Chelmon rostratus (copperband butterflyfish)
Lineage: Eukaryota; Metazoa; Chordata; Actinopteri; Chaetodontiformes; Chaetodontidae
Gene: adamtsl7
Product: ADAMTS-like 7
Exons: 13
Coding region: 1-1839 (612 amino acids)
Biological process (GO): extracellular matrix organization
Cellular component (GO): extracellular matrix
Molecular function (GO): metalloendopeptidase activity
Source: RefSeq, a predicted model, not a curated record
AUGGGUGCCCUUCCUUGGGAUACCAAAGCCAGCCCAUCCCCGCCAGAGGGGUUUCAGGUGGUGAAGGGGAAUUUCUCACGGACUUUCCUCCGAGUUGGCUACCAUAAGAUUGCAGAGAUUCCAGUAGGAGCACAGAACAUCAGCAUACGGGAGACAGUAAAGAGCCGUAACUACCUGGCUCUGCAGACCCAAAGCAGCGUCUCCAUCAUCAAUGGCAACUGGGUGAUUGACAGGCCAGGGAUCUUUACUGCUGUGGGAACACAGCUGACGUACCAACGACCCAACGAAAUCCGCUCUCGCACUGGAGAGUCCAUCACUGCACCUGGGCCACUGACUGAGGACCUACAUGUUUAUUUGAUCUACCAGCAACCAGGUCCCAGUGUAUACUAUGAAUACAGUGUUCCUUUACAAAACACCCCCCCCACUCCUGAGCCAGAUACACCUUCUCAUAUUCUGCCAUUGGUUGGCCCAACCCACCCAGGUGAGGAGGUCCACCAAGGUGAUGUCACCAACAAUGACAUCAUCAAAGAGAAACCCCACCCUAGCCAGGUUUCCUACACCUGGACAAAGAGUGGGCACGCGGAGUGCAGCACGACCUGUGGCACUGUCUGUUUGGUGUGUGUGUGUGUGUGUGUGUGUGUGUCUGCGCACUUACCAGGCAGGCGCCAGGUCCUCUGGGAGUGUGUUGAGAAAGAUUCCCAGGCGACUGUUCCUGCUGACCUCUGUGACCCUGCCCUUAAACCAACAAACCGGGAAGAAGACUGCAACACCCAGUCCUGUCCUGCAUACUGGGAUGUCGGGGAAUGGUCAGAGUGCAGCAGGAGGUGCGGACCCGGCACCCAGCACCGUCAGGUCAUCUGCCGCCAGGUUACCGACGUUCAUGCCAAUGGGACGGAGACCUCGGUUACCGUGGCACCAGAGCUGUGUGGGCUGCCUGAUAGGCCGGUGACCAAGUCCACAUGUCAGCUGAAGAUCUGCAGUCAGUGGGACAUACGAUCUGAGUGGAGCCCGUGUUCAGUGCCAUGUGGGGUGGGCCAGCGCAGCAGGGAGGUGGUGUGUGUGAGCAACCAGGGUGAUGUAGAGGAGGAUGAAGAGUGUAACAUGAACCUAAAGCCAGAAACACUACAGAACUGUGACAUGGGAGCCUGUGCACGCAGCUGGUUCACCUCCCUCUGGAGCCAACGGUGCUCUGCAGAGUGUGGUCGAGGCAAUCGAACCCGUACCACAGUGUGCCUGAUAGAUCAUGUGACUGAUCUCCCAUUGGACAGCUGCGAAGGGGAAAGGCCAACAGAAGCGACAUCGUGUGACUCAGGCCCCUGCCAGAACCGCCUGGAGUGGUACACCGGACCCUGGGGUCAGUGUUCUGCAGAGUGCGGGAAUGGCACACAGACCCGGAAUGUGGCUUGUAUUUUCAGCAACAAUGGUCACAUGGAGAUUGUGGACCACUUAAAAUGUUCAAGUCUCUCUCAGCCAGUCACAGCUCAGCUCUGCAGACUGAAGCCAUGUGGUGUCCAGUGGUACGUCACAGAGUGGAGUGCAUGUUCACGGUCCUGCGACGGCGGCUACCGUGUGCGUGAGGUGCGUUGUCUUGCUGACAACAUUGUACCGAGCGACCAUUGUGACCCCAGUCUGACCCCAGAGAGCCGAGAGGCAUGCAACACACAACCGUGUUUAGCCGAGAUAAACCCAUCAUGCAGCGACCAGUAUCAUAACUGCAUGGUGGUGGUUCAAGCCCGGCUCUGCAUUUACCCUUACUACAGACGUGUCUGCUGCGCCUCCUGCUCCCGGGCCCACAAAACGUACCCCAGCUCAUUUCAAAAGAACCACAUCCGCAGGUGA